Orbilia oligospora ATCC 24927 is the source of this 2916-nucleotide messenger RNA. RefSeq lists its product as uncharacterized. The coding region runs from base 1 to 2916 and encodes 971 amino acids. The record is from RefSeq and is a predicted model, not a curated record. Lineage: Eukaryota; Fungi; Ascomycota; Orbiliomycetes; Orbiliales; Orbiliaceae. Gene Ontology annotation, cellular component: nucleus. Gene Ontology annotation, molecular function: zinc ion binding; transcription cis-regulatory region binding; DNA-binding transcription factor activity, RNA polymerase II-specific. Gene Ontology annotation, biological process: regulation of DNA-templated transcription. The transcript is spliced from 2 exons.
AUGAUGUUGUUUAGUCCGGUUGAUGACGAGAACAACUCGCAGAUGGAUCCACGCUUAGGUGCCAUGGCCGCGAAUAUCGUGAGCCCGAGUUCCGCGAGCACAGCAAGGUCCAUGGCGAGUUUUUCGACGCCAUAUAGACCUUCUGGGUCUGGUGUUUCUCCUGAGGCCCUUCACAGUGCCAACGCGACACCGGAUAGCCAGCAGGGCGGUUCGAAUUCGCUGAACGUUGGCAAUACGGCUGCUGGAUCGGCUCAAGAUCAGAAGCGGACGAGGGCUUGCGAGUCCUGUCGGUCCUUAAAGGUCAGAUGUGAGCCGGAUCUCGCGAAUCCAGAAGGGAGUUGCCGUCGCUGUGCGAAGGCACGUCGAGAGUGUAUCUUCACUGUUCCGACGAGGAAGAGACAGAAACGAACGGACUCUAGAGUGGCAGAACUCGAACGAAAAAUCGACAAACUUACAGCGACACUAAACGCUAAAAGACGAGGAGAUAGUGAUCGUGAGCCCCUUAACGAGUUCCCGGGAGACAGCGACACCGAGUUAUCCGACCACGAAGAGGGCACUCGAUCCCGAAAACACUCCCAAAUCCGCACAGGAUCCAUUCCCCACGGCUUUCCAGCGGGAGAUUCUGAUCAAUACCGUGAGUCUGAACCUAAACGCCAGAGACUGAUGAGCAAGGAUGCAGCAGCAGCAGCAGGGGACAGCCGGCGGAGUAGUUCCGCCCACGAUCAUAUGGAGGACGUGACGACCGAGGCUACUUCUUCGUCAAUGUUCGGUGGUGCGAGGAUGGAACAUUUGACAUCUGCAUCGGCUCCCCCAAGGCCCCAAUUCGCGGUUCCGCGGCAGCAUCACGCUCGACAUAGAAUGCCAACUCCAGAAACUGAUCCAAGCUCCAUUACUUCUCCAGCUCAGGGAUCUGGUGAUAUGGAUGUUGUCGAUAGGAAGCUUAUUACUAUGGAACUGGCGAGUAGGAUGUUCAAUCACUAUAACGACAACCUCGCACCCCAUUUCCCUGCCGUCACUUUCCCAACCGGAACUACCGCUCAGGAUAUCCGGAAACAGAAACCUUUCCUCUUCCUAGCCAUCCUCGCAGCGUCCUCGGCGAUAUUUGACCCGGAUCUGAAUCGACUGCUCAACAAGGAAGUAAUACGUGGCAUAGCAGAUCGAGUAAUCAUAAAUGGCGAGAAAAGUUUGGAGAUCAUCCAAGUCCUCAACAUCGCGACCCUCUGGUAUUACCCACCGGAUCAAUUCGAAGAACUCAAAUUCUACCAACUUACGCACAUAGCGGCUGUCAUGGCAAUCGAUUGCGGAAUAAACAAGCCACAUAGGGGCGGGAGGCCGAGGAUACCUUGGUUAAGUGGAGUCGGUUCUGGUAUCUCAAAUGAUUGUAAUGGUUUAAACAGACUCCAACAAUUAAUGAGCUCGGGUCCGGGAGAAAAGGGAAUUCCUAAGGAGCUCCAGAGCUGGAAGAAAACGUGGUUACCGGACCCUGGAACUCUGGAGUCCAGACGGACAUAUUUGACAUGCUAUUGGAUGUGUUCGAACGUUGCGAUGUCUUUACGACGGCCUAACCUUCUACGAUACUCAGCGUAUAUGGGGGAGUGUGUAGAAUUUAUUGAAAAAUCGCCUGAAGCGACACUACACGAUAGGAUUAUAUGCCAAUGGGUCAAACUUCAAAGAAUAACUGAAGAAGUCGGAAUCGCCUUUGGCUACGAGGACUCGGUUGCCAAAGUUAACCUUGCGGAGACUCGAAUACAAUUUGCCCUGAAAGGGUUUGAACGACAGCUAGAAGAGUGGGAAAAGAACCUGCCUCCGGAUUGUGAAACCAAGACCGUACGGUUGGCCAGCUACACCUUAUCUCUAUUCAUGCAUGAGGUUGCACUACACGGUGAUCAUUCGACAGAAGACUUUAGACCGCCCUUUUUAACAGAAAGGCUGAUCCGCCAGCCGGAUAGUGUCAAACCUGGCUCUAUGCCACAAUUAACCCAGACCCACAUUCACGCCCUCUUUAGCUGCCUCUCCUCCGCUCAUGGCCUUCUGGACGGAUUUCUAAAUAUCACAGUUGAUGAACUCCGUUGCGUCCCUGUUUUAUUUUUUGCUCGGGUAGCCUAUUCCAUCGUUCUCCUUAUCAAAAUAUACUUCUCCGCAUCCGCUGCAAACUCCGAACUAGGCAAAGUAAUCGACAAACCACAGCUCAAGCUUGAUUAUUACUUUGAAAAGCUAUUAGCUUUGCUAAAGGCAGCCUCUGCUGACGACAGGAGCAAACCCGCCACCAAGUUCUUUAUGAUUCUUACGAUGUUAAGCCACUGGUACCAAUACCAACAGCGUGUAGGAAGCAAAGGUGCCCGGCGGCAAUCAGUAGUGGUCCCACCGAGCCCGGGUCCAAAGGCCGAUACAUCCCGAAAACAAGAAGGAAACUCUUUCUCAUCGACACCUGUUACACCGUCGCUAGCAUACCGUUCGCUCAACGAAAUACCGGCUUCAAUGCAUAUACCUACGCCGCAUAGUACCGGCGGCGGCGCGGAAACUCCACAGCCGCCUAGCGAUACUCUAGCAGAUGCGCCCACGCCUCUUCACAUGCUCAGCGACGUGGCAACUACGACCGACGAAUCGGCGCAGCAAAAUCCGAACAUGAUGAACAUCGAUGGUAGCAACUUUGGGAAUUUAGGGUUUGAAGGGAUGAACCAUCUAUACAACACCCCACUGGAGGAGAACUGGCUAGGCAAUGGGUUGGAUAUGAGCGCUUUUGGGAUGGGUGAACUUGGUUUUGGAAUCUCGAUAGGGAUCGAGGGCAUAGGGGUCAAUGGCUUCCCCGGAUUCCCAGAUUUCCUAGGCGGUGGAUCGAGCUCCGAGAACUUCUUUUCAGAUGGAUCGGGAGGUGGUUCAGGGGGCGGAUUCUUCGAUCCUUGGCCUCCCAGCUAG